CCCAAGCCCGUCUAUAAAAAGAGAAGACAGGAGCACCUUUCUGUUUUGCGGAAUUAGUCAUUUCCUUCACCCCAGGCAAACUUCUCUCUAAGGAGCGUUAGCCCGUCUGUGAUAAAUCCCCCGGACGGAGAUUUGGCUGCAUCAGAGACCCCAGUGCCGAUCUAUGCUUCCCCAUCAACAUGGAGGCUUCUCUUGCCGCCUGCAUCCUCGCUGCUCUCCUGGCUACGGGGGCCUGUCUGCGGUGUGAGGUUUGCAGAGGCGAAGGAACCAGCUGCUCGGGCACCGUCCAGACCUGCGCCACUGGGCAGGACUCUUGUGGCAUCGCUCUGACAGAAAUGACAUGGGCGGGAAUGAAGACCCAAACCGUUCUCCAGGGCUGUGUUACAUCCAGCCAAUGUAGAUCCGGCCCCGUCUCUGUGAAUUUCGGGAAUGGAAUGGAAAUAAGGACAAGCUUCACCUGCUGCGUGGGAGAGGCCUGCAGAACAACCACAGUUACAGGUCACCCCUCCUGGACAGGCUCUGCGGCCUCCGGCACAAUGGACGCGCCUCCGGGACCCGGGGCCUCCAACGCGACAGACGCGCCGCCCGGACCCGGGGCCUCCAGCGCGACGGACGCAUCUCCGGGACCUGGGGCCUCCAACGCGACAGACACACCUCUGGAACCUGGGGCCUCCAAUGCGACGGACUCACCUCUGGAACCUGGGGCCUCCAAUGCGACGGACUCACCUCUGGAACCCGGGGCCUCCAACGCGACAGACACGCCGCCGGAACCUGGGGCCUCCAACGCGACAGACGCGUCUCCGGAACCUGGGGCCUCCAACGCGACGGACGCGUCUCCGGAACCUGGGGCCUCCAACGCGACGGACGCGUCUCCGGAACCUGGAGCCUCCAACGCGACAGACGCGCCUCCGGAACCUGGGGCCUCCAACGUGACGGACGCGUUGCCAGGACCCGGGGCCUCCAACGCGACAGAUGCGCCUCCGGAACCCGGGGCCUCCAACGCGACGGACGCGUCUCCGGGACCUGGGGCCUCCAACGCGACGGACGCGCCUCCGGAACCUGGGGCCUCCAACGCGACGGACGUGUCUCCGGAACCUGGGGCCUCCAACGCGACGGACGCGUCUCCGGGACCUGGGGCCUCCAACGCGACGGACGCGCCUCCAGAACCUGGGGCCUCCAACGCGACGGACGUGUCUCCGGAACCUGGGGCCUCCAACGCGACGGACGCGUCGCCAGGACCCGGGGCCUCCAACGCGACAGACGCGCCUCCGGAACCUGGGGCCUCCAAUGCAACGGACGCGUCGCCAGGACCUGGGGCCUCCAACGUGACAGAUGCACCUCCUGGACCCUUGGCCUCUAAUGCAACGGACACCCCUCCGGGACCUGGGGCCUCCAACGCUCCAAGCGUGGCUCCAGCAGCCACAACCUCCCGUGCGGCGGUUGUGACUUCAAAGACCACAACCUCCGGCGCGGUGGGCGUGACUUCAAGGACCACAACCUCCGGCGCGGCGGGCAUGGCUCCAGGACCAGCCGGGUUUCUCCUUGCAGCUUUUGCUGGUCUCCUGCUGCUGACGCUUCUCUCCUAAUUCCCCACCGGGUGCAAUGGCCACUCUGCACUGAAAUCCCCCCUGCAGCCUGCGUCAGCCCCUCAUCCCUCCGGGGGUUCUCAGCUCCCCUUGAUAUUGUUGCACUGAAUAAAACACAC
Messenger RNA from Mauremys reevesii (Reeves's turtle), 1705 nucleotides. RefSeq names its product mucin-1-like. NCBI's taxonomy places the organism in Eukaryota, Metazoa, Chordata, Testudines, Geoemydidae. The record is from RefSeq and is a predicted model, not a curated record. The transcript has 5 exons. Bases 180 to 1586 code for a protein of 468 amino acids. Gene Ontology annotation, cellular component: extracellular region. Gene Ontology annotation, molecular function: phospholipase inhibitor activity.